Molecule: messenger RNA, 381 nt
Organism: Porites lobata
Lineage: Eukaryota; Metazoa; Cnidaria; Anthozoa; Scleractinia; Poritidae
Source: the annotation of a GenBank genome assembly
AUGGGAAGUUUGAACGACAACUGGUCCUGUAACGGAGACAAAAAAGUACAAUGGGCAGAAAACUUGGAGGAGGUUCGUUAUUAUGUGCCUCCAAACAACUUGCGAAAGAGCUUCAAGAAAAAGAUGACGAAAAUACGACGCAAAGCAAGCGAAAUCACGGACAAGCCGCUCCGCAUCAUUACAAACAUGGGUGAACUCAGUGCGAACGCUGUUCAUAACGGGCUGGAAUUUAUACUUCGACAUGGGCAAAGUGGUUCAUUUGACGCCGACCGUGUUACAUACGAAGAUUUGAUCAAGGAAUGGGAUGAGCUCUUUGAAAAUUUUGCUGGUGCGAAUGAGGAAUCUACGGACGAUGAUGAUGAAGAUGUAAAUCAAAAGUAG